AUGUGUUAUACAAUUUCCUUCGCAGGAAGGACUUACAGCGGAGAGAGCAAUGGAAGAAUUCCGCGUCAAAAAUCUAUGGUCACAGCAGCAAAAGCUCAACUGAUUACAGCUCCCAAGCAAAGAAGCAGGCCUGUUUUUCCUGAGCUCUCAAUUCAAGGCAUUCCUCUUGCUGAUUUACACGUGCGAGAAAUCGUUCAAAGGCAGUCUCAGACUCGUAGUGUGGACGGGGAAGGCGGCCGGCACAGGCCGCAGUUCAACCCCAGCUUUCUUGAAGAAGCAUAUGAGAGGUGCAAGAACCUUUGUGCAGAAUAUGCCAAGACAUUCUAUCUAGGCACUUUACUUAUGACAGAAGAGCGUCAAAAGGCGAUAUGGGCAAUCUAUGUUUGGUGCAGGAGGACAGACGAACUGGUGGAUGGUCCAAAUUCCGGUUACAUGAGCUCGGAAGUUCUUGAUCGAUGGGAACAGAGACUGGAAGAUAUUUUCGAAGGACGACCUUAUGACAUGCUUGAUGUUGCGCUGACUCAUACCGUUUUCAAUUUUCCCUUGGACAUCAAGCCUUUUCGAGACAUGAUUGACGGUAUGCGAAUGGACACGCAAAAAUGCCGAUACCAAAAUUUUCAAGAGCUCUAUCUUUACUGCUACUACGUGGCAGGGACGGUCGGCCUAAUGAGUGUUCCUGUCAUGGGAAUUGCACCAGAUUCUCGGAUUUCUGCUCAAAGUACAUAUGAUUCUGCAUUAUAUUUAGGCAUAGGAAACCAACUCACAAACAUCCUUAGAGAUGUUGGAGAGGAUGCAAUGAGAGGGAGAGUUUAUCUUCCCCAAGAUGAGCUUGCGCAGUUUGGGUUGUGCGAUAACGAUGUUUUUUCAAGAAAAGUGACAGAUCCAUGGAGAGCAUUCAUGAAAGAACAGAUUACAAGAGCAAGGUUUUAUUUCAACCUAGCAGAAGAAGGAGCUUCUCAGCUUGAUAAGGCUAGCCGUUGGCCGGUAUGGUCAUCAUUACUGAUAUAUCGAAACAUACUGGACGCCAUCGAAGAAAACGAUUACGAUAACUUGACAAAGAGAGCGUACGUAAAGAGAGCCAAGAAACUUCUCAUGCUGCCUUUGGCAUACACAAGAUCUCUAUCAACACAUAAUUUGAUGUCCCAAUAAUAAAAACAUGAAGUCGCACAUCAAAUUACUUGGACAUGUUUUGCGAGUAAUCAAGCUAGGUAUAAAUCAUGUACCUUUUUGCUCAUUAUAGAUUUCAAGACACUUAUAGCUCGAGCGGUUAAGAGCGUUUACUGCCUGUAUCAAUUGAAGAACAAGGAAUCAAACAAAAAUUCGCAUUCAUAACAAAGGUGCAAAUAAUGAUCGUUUGAACUUUCCUUCCCUUUGUACCUCAUCUCAAUAGAAUAUAAUAGUUGAUCUGUUAGAGCAAUCCACUCCCACCUCUACAUCCAAGUUGGUAUCUCACACCCGUACCUUGAAUGACUUUAAUAUAGAAUAUCAUCUCUAUCAAUAAAUAGAGACAUUCUCUUGUCGAAAGAAAAGAAUAGCUCAUCUAAAGAAACUCUCCCAUCCAAGGGCAAUUUUUUCUUUCUUGGCCGAAGCCAUUCUAUUUUUUUCCGGAGUUUUGGGAAGUUCGGUUUCCGAUUAGCAAAACAUAAUCGGAAUCUUCAAACGUCCAAUUUCGCUAAUCGGAAUCUUCAAACGUCCAUCCUUUGAUUUAUUCAAUACAAACGGCCAAAAUCAAGAGCCAAACAACAUAGAUUCGUGUGGUGGAAAACUACAAGACUAUCAAUUGGACUAUGAAAAAAAAUUGGGAUAAAAUAAACCUAUUGGAACAUUUAGAAUUCAAUACUAAGAGGAAAAUUUUAAAAAAUAAAAUAGCACCCAUCAUAGGAAGCAAGCUCAUCAUCCCUCUACAGAUCACCAACCCCCCAAAAAUACCAUCCUUCUACAGAAAAAUUAAAUAAAAGAACAAAAAAUGAAAAAUCAGAACAGAAGAUGCCACAUUGUUUGCUGGAAAUGGUACAUAUGCUGCAACAGUGUGGCCACCUCCACUGCUUCCUUUUUGCAGAGACUCGUGCGCCAUCAAAGGAAGCCUAACCUGCCAAUCCUACACGAUUUCUUUCUCAAACCGAACACCACCACUGUUGUGUAAUUCAUAAUCUUAAAUUUAAGAAUAACCCUCAAUACGUAGACCUUGCAGGCAGCAGCAGCAGGUAAUUCAGCAACUGAUUUGACACACUCAUUAUAGGAAGUAAUCAGGUGUUCUUCGGGUCACAUCUGGUUCUCCCCUCCUUGGAGCUGGCUCAAACUGAAAUACAAGAUAACAAAGUUUCAAGCCUUUCUCCCAUGCAAAUUUUGCAGGCAAGCCAAUUAAUAGAUCACGUCAACCCUUACGAAUAACCAUUCAGUAAACUACAACAUAUCAAUUUGGUCACAUUUGUUUUCACAUGCUGAGAAGAGGGCAAUGGAUUUUUUUUUUUUUUUUUUUUUUU
Molecule: messenger RNA, 2483 nt
Organism: Pyrus x bretschneideri (Chinese white pear)
Lineage: Eukaryota; Viridiplantae; Streptophyta; Magnoliopsida; Rosales; Rosaceae
Product: phytoene synthase 2, chloroplastic-like
Exons: 6
Coding region: 1-1149 (382 amino acids)
Biological process (GO): carotenoid biosynthetic process
Molecular function (GO): geranylgeranyl diphosphate synthase activity
Source: RefSeq, a predicted model, not a curated record